Neltuma alba is the source of this 1788-nucleotide messenger RNA. Its product is annotated as laccase-15-like. Gene Ontology annotation, biological process: lignin catabolic process. Gene Ontology annotation, cellular component: apoplast. The transcript has 7 exons. NCBI's taxonomy places the organism in Eukaryota, Viridiplantae, Streptophyta, Magnoliopsida, Fabales, Fabaceae. The record is from RefSeq and is a predicted model, not a curated record. Gene Ontology annotation, molecular function: copper ion binding; hydroquinone:oxygen oxidoreductase activity. Bases 1 to 1788 code for a protein of 595 amino acids.
AUGAGUCUUUGGCUCAAUAGCAAGAUUAUAUUACAUAUUCUUCUUGCUUCCAAUGGCAUUUUAGACGCUGUCAUGAAAAUCUCAGUAAUAUUGAUCUUGCAGAUAUUAGGAGUUUUGUUCCUCAAUAACGUCCUAGGUUCCUAUGCAGUAAGACACUAUACCUUCGAGGUCAAAGACACUUCGUACACAAGGCUUUGCAGCACCAAAAACAUAUUGACAGUGAAUGGGCAGUUUCCAGGACCAACGUUGUACGUGACCAAGGGUGAAACCAUCAUUGUUGAUGUCUAUAACCGAGCCAACGAGAGUAUCACCAUCCACUGGCAUGGAGUGAACCAGCCAAGAUAUCCAUGGUCGGAUGGUCCUGAAUUUAUCACUCAGUGUCCAAUAAAACCAGGUCACAAGUUUAGCCAAAAGGUCAUAUUUUCUGAGGAGGAAGGCACUCUGUGGUGGCAUGCUCACAGUGACUACUCCCGGGCCACAGUUCAUGGUGCUAUUGUCAUCAAUCCCAAGCCUGGAACUAACUACCCAUUUCCAAAGCCACACGCUGAAGUUCCCAUUAUAUUAGGAGAAUGGUGGAAACAAGACAUCGUUCAGGUUUACAAUGACUUUCGUACAAGCGGAGGGGACCCCGUGGUGUCUGAUGCUUUCACCAUUAAUGGCCAACCUGGUGAUUCUUAUCCAUGCUCCAAUUCUGAAACUUUCGAGCUGAGUGUUCGACAUGGCAAGACCUAUCUGCUUCGAGUGAUCAAUGCAGCACUGGAACAAGUUCUCUUCUUUGGAAUUGCCAAUCAUAAACUGACAGUGGUGGGAACAGAUGGAAGCUACAUAAAGCCUGUGAAAGUAGAUUACAUCACAAUCUCACCUGGUCAGACUAUGGAUGUUCUAUUAGAAGCAAACCAACCAAUAGGUCGCUAUUACAUGGCUGCCAAAGCAUAUUCCAGUUCUCCUAAUGUGCUUUUUAGCCCUUCAAACACCACUGCCAUCCUUCAAUACAAACGAAGCAGACACAAUAUGCCAACUUCAACAGUCCCUUCCGUGCCUUUGCUUCCAGACUCAAACGACACCAUCGCAACCACCGAGCAACUGAGCCAAUUCAAAAGCUUAGCAGACAAUAACCACCCCAUUGAUGUGCCAUUAGAAAUAAGCAACAAGCUUUUCUACACAGUGUCUGUGAACACCUUACCGUGUAAGAAUGGUUCAGCAUGUGCUGGUCCAAUUAAUGGCGAUCGUCUUGCUGCCAGUAUGAACAAUAUCAGCUUCCAAUUGCCUCCUGGGGCUAACAUCUUGCAGGCUUACCAUAACAACGUUGGUGGUGUCUAUGGGGACAAGUUCCCAGAUUUUCCGCCAUUGAACUUUGAUUUUACAGGAAACGAUUUGCCUCAGUUCUUGUUGACUCCGUCAGUGGGCACAGAGGUGAAGGUGCUUGAGUACGGAUCCACGGUGGAGCUUGUUCUUCAGGGAACUAAUGUGCUUACUGGAACAGAACAUCCUAUUCACUUGCAUGGAUAUAGUUUCUAUGUCGUAGGCUGGGGAUUCGGAAACUUUGACGAGCAAAAGGAUACUUUGAAUUACAACCUUGUUGAUCCUCCCUAUCAAAACACUGUGACCAUACCCAAAAAUGGUUGGGUCGCCAUAAGAUUCACUGCUGACAAUCCAGGUGUUUGGUUCAUGCAUUGUCAUUUGGAGCGUCACGUGACAUGGGGAAUGGCUAUGACUUUCAUUGUGAAGAAUGGUAACAAUCCUGACCAACAGAUGCUACCACCACCUACCGACAUGCCCAAGUGUUGA